This is a messenger RNA of Megalops cyprinoides (Indo-Pacific tarpon), 2229 nucleotides long. RefSeq names its product zinc finger and BTB domain-containing protein 3-like. Lineage: Eukaryota; Metazoa; Chordata; Actinopteri; Elopiformes; Megalopidae. Gene Ontology annotation, biological process: regulation of transcription by RNA polymerase II. The coding region runs from base 379 to 2229 and encodes 616 amino acids. Gene Ontology annotation, cellular component: nucleus. The transcript is spliced from 2 exons. The record is from RefSeq and is a predicted model, not a curated record. Gene Ontology annotation, molecular function: protein binding; RNA polymerase II cis-regulatory region sequence-specific DNA binding; DNA-binding transcription factor activity, RNA polymerase II-specific.
GUUCGCAGCGAAAGGGUUUUCCGAUCGAUGCGUGCUGAUCUCUGCCCCUACCUUGAAGAGACAGGGAGGCCUUGUGCUUCCAUUUCCCAUGCAUUUACAGUAACACAGUUACAUGCUUAAAGAAAGUUAGUGACAUUUCAGCUCGUUCUCCUCGGAAACAACGUGGAGCCACGUUAAUUGGGGCUUUCUUUGCAAGGACCCCUUUCUCCAUGUAAAUUUCCAUUUCUUCUCACAUUGCCACCUUCUUAUCCAUAUCUCUCUUUCUGCCACAAACCAUUGCCCCUUCCUUCCAAUCACCUCAUACAUUCCCCUCCUAAUAAGCAGUCUGAUAUCCCCCCCUCAGUCGUCAGGCCCCCACUCAGUCGUCCUGGUGAGGUGAUGGAUUUCCCUCAGCACAGUCGGCAGCUCCUGGCAAGCUUGCGGACCCAGCGCCUGCAGGGCUUCCUCUGUGACUGCACGGUACAGGUCGGCUCCAGCCGGUUCCUGGCCCACCGCGCCGUCCUAGCCUCCUGCUCCCCCUUCUUCCACAUGUUCUACUCCGAGCAGCCGCUGGGCAAGACCGAAACGGUCACCAUCAACGGGGAGAUCGUGACCCCCAUGGCCUUUGGGCUGCUGCUGGAUUUCAUGUACGAGGGCACCCUGAGGCUGGUCAGCCAGCCACCUCCGGAGGACGUGCUGGCUGCGGCGAGCUUCCUCCACAUGAACGACAUCGUUCGGGUGUGCAAGAGGAGGCUGCAGGGUCGGGGGCUGGCUGAAGCGGACAGCACCAGAGCGGAGGAGGAGUGCGUGAUUGUGGGAGCAGGCGGCUGUGUGAUGGAGUCGAUGCCCGCCGGAGCGGGGGAGGACUCAAGGGGGGAUGGGCCCGAGGAAACGACGGGGGCUGCCAAAGUAUCUGCGAUCCAAUAUCCCCACCUCAGCCAGUUCACCCCUCCUGGGUCUGAGAGGAAAAAGCAACAGCAGGAGGAGAUCGCUACCCCGAACCCUGACAAAUUCACUGGCUUUACGAGUGCCGAUGUGGCCGACACCACCCAACCAGGGAUGGACUCUGUUCUUACUGGGGAUGGUGGUGCACCUAGGGAUGGCUCUGCUUGUGCUGGAGUCCAUCCAAGACCUCAGAGCCAGGUUGAGUCUGCUUUAGCCAGUCCGUGCAGUUCCACUGAAAUGUAUUCCAACAAUCACCCGUCUUCAUCCUCUUCUUCCUCCUCCUCCACCUCUUCCUCUUCCUCAGUAUUGUAUAAUCCUACCCCAAACCCUGAGCCACAAACAAUGGCAACCGUGUCUGUCUCAUUAACACACGCAAGAAACAGCAGCACCCCAAGUCCAGUCCAGACCAAUCUGGUCAUUUCUGAUGAUGACACCGUCGUGCCAAUGCAAGACACAGGUCAGCGAGCCCAGACUCUGGAACCAAUACUCAUUCAGUCUCCUACCCAUGGGUCGACCAGCCCCCUGCCCCAACCCCAGGCUUUUUCACAGCCCCAGAUCCAGGUUCAGGGUGAGGGACCGGUGAUAGGGGCAGACAGGCUAGGAAAAGGCCCGGAGGAAGAUACAGAGCCACACGCUAUAACAAGGGAACUGGCGAUGUGGAGAGGAACGGCAGGAGAGGAGGAGAGUGACAGUGGCGUAAAGGUGAAGGUCGAGGCCAUCAUCAUAUCCGAUGAAGAACUGGACGAUGCGGAAGGGGUGCUGGCUAGAGAGAGAAAGCGAGGGAGCGAGACAGAGGACGGCGAUGGGUUCGACCACGAGGACGAUGACCAAGACGAGGAGCUGGACAGCACUCACUUUCUGCACCCGCACCCAGUCCAUCUCUCCCACCAUCAGGAGCCCCUCUCCUUCCCCCUCUCCCCCCAGGGCCCCAGCACCAUCACGUCCGCCUCCACCUCUCCAUCCUUCCCCCCGGGUCUCUUCUCAUCCACCUCCCACCACGUCCCCUCGCAGGGCUCUGACCAGCAGCCCAUAUACCUCCAGGACUUCCAGGACUCCCUGGGCUCGUACGUGGAGGACGUCCCCACCUGCGCCACCUGCGGGAAGACCUUCUCCUGCGCCUACACUCUGCGGCGCCACGCCAUCGUCCACACGCGGGAGCGGCCCUACGAGUGCCGCUACUGCUACCGCAGCUACACCCAGUCGGGGGACCUGUACCGCCACAUCCGCAAGGCUCACAACCACGACCUCCCCGCCAAACGAAGCAAACCUGACAUGGAGCCGCCGCCGCUGCCGCCACAGAGCUGA